Molecule: messenger RNA, 2694 nt
Organism: Boleophthalmus pectinirostris (great blue-spotted mudskipper)
Lineage: Eukaryota; Metazoa; Chordata; Actinopteri; Gobiiformes; Gobiidae
Product: phospholipid phosphatase-related protein type 3-like
Exons: 10
Coding region: 13-2694 (893 amino acids)
Biological process (GO): phospholipid metabolic process; phospholipid dephosphorylation; signal transduction
Molecular function (GO): phosphatidate phosphatase activity
Source: RefSeq, a predicted model, not a curated record
UCCCACCCCAAGAUGGUGUCCCCCAAACACAAACCCAAGAAGAAGCCGCCCAAAGACAGCAUGACCCUCCUGCCGUGCUUUUAUUUUGUAGAGCUUCCCAUUGUGCUGUCCUCCUUGGUGUCCCUGUACUUCCUGGAGCUGACAGAUGUGUUGUCCCCGGCGAUGGUGGGUUUCCGUUGCUAUGACCGCGACCUCUCCAUGCCCUACGUGGAGGCGGGCGACGAGCUCAUACCUUUGCUCAUGCUCCUGAGCUUGGCCUUCGCUGGACCGGCCGCGUCGAUCAUGAUCGGGGAGGGGGUCAUGUACUGUAUGCAGUCUAGACUCAAGUCCUGCCCCAAGUCUGAAAGCAGCAUCAACGCUGGAGGCUGCAGCUUCAACUCAUUUCUGAGGAGAACGGUGCGAUUUGUAGGUGUGCAUGUGUUCGGUCUCCUGGCGACGGCCCUGGUGACAGAUGUCAUCCAGUUGGCGACCGGGUACCACGCCCCCUUCUUCCUCACCGUGUGUCAGCCCAAUUACACGGCUCCGGGCGUGUCAUGUGACAACAACGCCUACGUGACACAGGACAUCUGCAUGGGCAAGGACCUGUACGCCAUCAUGUCCGCCAGGAAAACCUUUCCUUCGCAGCAUGCAACCCUCUCAGGCUUUGCUGCUGUCUACAUUUCCAUGUAUUUCAAUGCCAGUAUCAGCAGUACCACUAAGCUCCUGAAGCCUCUGCUGGUGUUUGGGUUCUGUAUGGCGGCGGGUUUGGCCGGGCUGACACAGAUCACGCAGCACCGCAGUCACCCCAUAGACGUGUAUGUGGGAUACCUCAUCGGAGCGGGCAUCGGAGUCUAUCUGGCUGUGUAUGCAGUGGGGAACUUUAAAGCCUCAGAGGAGGACGCUCCGUGUGUCUCUCGGCUCACCCUGGCCCAGCAAAAGGACCUUCGGGUGCUGAGUCAGCGCGGACAUGACUCCCUGUACAGAAAGACCCCGAGGGCGUCUGAGAGCAGAGAGGAGCUGGGGGCCGGGCUGGGGGCCGGGGGCCGCAGUAAGGUCCGCAGAGAGAAGGCAUCACUGGCCUCUUUGAAAAGGGCCAGUGCUGACGUAGAGCUGCUGGCCACCAGGGGGCCCAUGGGAAAGGAAACCAUGGUGACAUUCAGUAACACCUUACCCCGAGUUGCCAAUGGCAACAGCCCCAUCUCACCCUCAGAUGAGCCAAUCCCUACACAGCGUCACAUGACCUUUCACGUGCCCUAUGACUCUCAGAGGUCACGGCAGCUGGUGUCGGAGUGGAAGCAGCGGUCCCUGGAGCUGCGCAGUCAGAGCUCUCGAGAGGAUGAGGAUGGUCCUGACAGAACUGACGGAGAUGAAGGAGCAGCAGGAGACUCGGAACAGGCCAUGCCCUCCUCCCUCUACCCCACAGUACAAGCCAAAGGCAGCGCCACUCCAACACCCCCCCGCGUCGCCAUGGCUCCCCCACUGGUCCACAUCCCUGAAGAGGCUACUCGCCCACCUCCUGUCUCUCCAAAGAGUGCCAAGACCCGAGCGAAGUGGCUCUCACUCCAAGAGGGGGGAGGGACGAAGGAGCCGAGCCCUGGGCCCAUCGCUGUCUCCACUCCCAGAGUCCCCAACACCCAGCCCAGCCAGCCGCCCAGCCAGCAGCGAGUCACACAGGUCAUAGCGAUGUCCAAGCAGCAGGGCUCUGAGGGCUCAUCGUCUGGAGGCGGCUCUUCCUGCUCGGAGUCUCCUUAUUACCGGAUCCCCUCCGACCGGGACAGCUGCAGUGGGAGUAACCCGGGAAGCAUCGCCGGGAGUGGGAGCAUCGUCACCAUAGACGCCCACGCCCCCCAUCACCCCGUGGUCCGAGUGUCUGCCCCAAAUGGGAAACCGUGGGAAUGGAGGAACACCAUCAGCGGGAACAUGAUCAGUACCGACCCAUCUGGAGACAAGCAUCGUGGAGCUCUGCAGCGCCAGGACAACGUGAGCCAGUAUCGGGAUUACAGGACUCCCGGGGGCAGUGUUGAGGGCCCACCUGAACCUCCGGCAUUACCUACCUCUCCUUCUCCUCUACCUCCCCCUCCUCAGCUGUCUUCCUCCCCGCUCCCACCUCCUCCCUCCCCAUCGCCGAUACCCCCGCCGCCCCCUCACUCAAGCUCCUCCCACAUGCCUCUGCCUCCUCACCCUAGCUCUGCCCAUUUGCCGCCACCUCCUCAAUCAAGCUCCUCCCACACCCCGCCCCCUCCGCACUCAAGCUCCUCCCACACGCUCCCUCCCCCGCCAGCUUCCGCCCACAUGCCCCCGCCCCCUCACCCCAGCUCCUCCCAUUUGCCCCCGCCCCAUCACUCGGGCUCCUCCCACAGCCCCACCCCUCCCCAUUCAAGCUCCUCCCACAUGCCUCCCCCACCGCACCAUGGCUCCUCCCACUCCCCUACGCCGCCACACUCGAGCUCCUCCCACAUGCCACCCCCGCCGCACCACAGCUCCUCCCACAGCCCCACCCCUCCCCACUCAAGCUCCUCCCACAUGCCACCCCCGCCGCACCCUCACCCCUCCACCCUUUUGCCCCCUCCGCCUCACCCCGACCUGCUCAUGGACAGCCACAGCCAGGCAAUGUCCCGCAGCUCCACGUUGCCACGGCGACCAUCCGGCUCUGCCCGAAGCCACACGGAGCAAGAACACUACUACAAGACGCUGCAAAACGAGCGGAUGUUAUAG